AUGAAGAAAAUGGGGCUCGUGGCCUCCAGACUUUGCGCCACUACGAUCCACAUUAUAACACAACUCCACUUGGCGAGGUCACCGGACGAGAACCUGCUGAAACUGCUGGCUAUAGACGGGUUCAUGAUAUGCGUGUGGCUACAAACAGAUAGUGGUGGUUGGGCGCUAGAAACUAUGAUCGACAUAGAGGAUGGACUAUGGUCAUUGUGCCCACGCAUCCCUGCUCGCACUCGCCCUAAUGUACUAGUUGAGUUCCAGAGAUCUGGGAAGAGGAACGGCGAUGUGGUGCUGCUAGAGACUCUGCAUAUGGAAACUGCAGAUAUGGCUGUAUUGCUUGAAUCAUUGCAUAAACUUAAGCACCUGAGGUAUCUAGCACUAGUAAAUGCUGAUAUAUCUAUUCUUCCAGGAAACAUUGGCAAGAUGAAACUGUUGCAAUUCCUUGUCCUUGUUGGAUGUACAGAAUUGGUGAAUCUUCCUGACAGCAUUGUGAAGCUUGGCCAGCUGAGGCUUCUUUCACUUCCCGAAGCAAGUAUGGUACCUAGAGGGUUUAGUGGUCUGACAAAUAUGAGGAGACUAACUAUGUUUCGAGCCCACAUGGAUGGUGAUUGGUGCAGUUUGGAUGAGUUGGGGCCUCUUUCCCAACUCAGGUUUCUUGAAUUACAUCAAUUGGAGAAUGUAUCUACUGCCUCAUUUGCUGCUAAUGCUAGGCUCGGCGAGAAGAUGCAUCUUAUCAGGCUACUCCUGUACUGCACAAGUAAAAUGAGAUAUGAUGGGUUGGUCAAAAAGAAGGAAGGUGUCUCUGAUGAAGAGCAGCAACGAAUUGAGAAGGUUUUCAAUAAGCUCUGUCCUCCACCUGGUGUAGAAUAUCUUGAAAUCAAUGGGUAUUUUGGCCGGCAACUCCCGAGCUGGAUGAUGUCCACAUCAAUGGUGCCCCGCAACAACUUGAAGACUAUAUUGUUUGAUGAUCUGGCUUGUUGCACACAACUUCCCAAUGGGUUGUGCCAGCUCCCCAGUCUGCAGUUUCUACAGGUCUCUCGUGCUCCAUGCAUCAAGCAUGUUGGGACUGGAUUCUUGCAGGCGGCAGCAACUUCAUUUCCAAGGUUAAAUGAAAUGAUCUUGGACGGAAUGGUGGAAUGGGAGGAGUGGGAGUGGGAGGAGCAAGUACAAGCCAUGUCCCGUUUGGAGAAACUUGUGCUCAAUAGAUGCAGACUGAGGCAUGUUCCUCCAGGCCUUGCCUCCAAUGCAACCUCUUUGAAAAUAUUAGCUCUAGAACAUGUCAAGCACCUCAGCUACAUUGAGAGAUUUCCUUCUGUUGUUGAGCUUACAGUGAAUGGAUGCCCUGACCUGGAGAGUAUCACCAAUCUCCCCAAUGUGCAGAAGCUUACCAUCGUCAACUGCCCAAAGUUGAAGGUGCUGGAGCGUAUCGCUUCACUCGAGAGGCUGCUCCUGCGGGAUUACAACAUGGAAAAACUCCCAGAAUACAUGCGAGACAUAAAGGCAAGGCAUCUGCAGUUAUUCUGCAGGCUAUGGUUGCUCUCUGCAGUAGCCGCGGGACAAUCCGGCAUUGAGUGGGACAAGUUCAGCCACAUGGAGCAUGUCAAGGCAUAUUCAGGUGAUGUAGACAACCAAAGAAAAUGGUAUGUUUUGUACACGAGAGGAGACAACUGCAAGUUGGAUUCAAAUAUUAGCAGCUCUACCAUAUUUGAAGAAACCUUAUCAUCUUGUAUGGUGGACCAACAAGGAUUUGAGUCUCUGUACAGAAUGAGAAGAAGCACCUUCAGUUAUGUCUGCAGCUUGGUGAGGAUCCCAUUUUUUGAAGAUAUGAUAGCAAGGGAGCCCACCUUUGUCGAUGGGAGAGUGUUGUCUUUACAUGAUGGAGUAGCCAUUGCUCCGAGGGUACUGAACUCAGGCGAGCCACCAAAGAUCGUAGGAUCCUCUCUUGGUGUCAACGAGUCAAUUGUCUCGCUGGUAACUCAAAGGUUUGUUGAGGCUAUGUGGGAGCCAGCAUUCAAUCACAUGCGUUGGGCAGAUGCUAAAAUGGAAAAGGUCAAGCGCAAGUUUGACAAGAUUCACGGCCUGCCAAACUGCUGCGGCGUUGUACAUACAACGCACAUCACGUUUGGAUCACAAAACCAUGAACCUGGUGAUCAGCAGAAUGACGAUAGGCUUAUGCUAGUCGUUGAUCCAGAUCUGAAAUUCACGGACACUCAGUUGGGAUCACAAAACCAAUUGAGCGUUUUGCAUGAUUCUUGGUUCUUUGAGUCCUGCCAGCAGGGUACGUUGCUGAAUGGUAGUAAGCUCAAGUUUUCAGAUGGCUUGGAAUUAUCAGAUGGCUUGGAGGUUGGAGAAUACAUCAUUGGUGACGCAGGAUACCCUCUUCGUCCCUGGCUCCUCACACCUUACGAGUUGGAGAAUGGCCUCUCAGUCUCAUACGCCAAAGUUGAGUUCAACAGAAGACACUCUGCUUCUACAGCUGCUACGCUGAGGGCACUAACAAGGUUGAAAGACACGUGGAAGUGCCUACAGGGAGAAGGGUGGCAUCCAAAUAAUCAACGUGAGAUGAACCGGACAAUCGGCGCGUGCUGCAUAUUGCAUAACAUAGUGAUAGACAUGGAGGAAGGUGGAGGCAUGCUGAGCAAUCAGGAGGAGAAAUACAUGGAGCAAGUACGGCAGUUAGCAGAAGAGGACGCCGUCAGGGUGAGGGAUGCACUGUCCCAGUACAUGAUCAAUUCUGGAGUACAUCCAAUGGCAGCAGAGGAGGAACGAGAAGGGGUAGCAGCUGCAUCCGGUUCGGGAGAGGAAAACAAGGAACCACAAACAUCAGAUCAAGGAAAGGAGAAGGCUUCUGGUAAUGGAGGCAGAGUGAUGCUGUCAGGCUGGCCUGGCUCCACUAGAAUGGAGAAGAUCAAGCACAAGUUUGAGAAGAUCCACGGCCUGCCAAACUGCUGUGGUGUUGCACACACAGCUCUGAUCACCUUUGGAUCACAAAACCGUGGCCAUGGGGAGAAUGGUAGUGUGCUAACGAAAUUUGUCAUUGAUCUGGAUAUGAGGUUCGUAGAUAUUUGGUUGGACUGUGAUCUCUUGAAGUUCUUUGAGGAGGGUGCUUUGCUCAAUGGUAUUCAUCGGUUGAAUGGCAGUAGCCUGAAGUUAUCAGAUGGCUUGGAGGUUGGAGAAUACAUCAUUGGUGACGCAGGAUACCCUCUUCGUCCCUGGCUCCUCACACCUUACGAGUUGGAGAAUGGCCUCUCAGUCUCAGACGCCAAAGUUGAGUUCAACAGAAGACACUCUGCUUCUACAGCUGCUACGCUGAGGGCACUAACAAGGUUGAAAGACACGUGGAAGUGCCUACAGGGAGAAGGGUGGCAUCCAAAUAAUCAACGUGAGAUGAACCGGACAAUCGGCGCGUGCUGCAUAUUGCAUAACAUAGUGAUAGACAUGGAGGAAGGUGGAGGCAUGCUGAGCAAUCAGGAGGAGAAAUACAUGGAGCAAGUACGGCAGUUAGCAGAAGAGGACGCCGUCAGGGUGAGGGAUGCACUGUCCCAGUACAUGAUCAAUUCUGGAGUACAUCCAAUGGCAGCAGAGGAGGAACGAGAAGGGGUAGCAGCUGCAUCCGGUUCGGGAGAGGAAAACAAGGAACCACAAACAUCAGAUCAAGGAAAGGAGAAGGCUUCUGGUAAUGGAGGCAGAGUGAUGCUGUCAGGCUGGCCUGGCUCCACUAGAAUGGAGAAGAUCAAGCACAAGUUUGAGAAGAUCCACGGCCUGCCAAACUGCUGUGGUGUUGCACACACAGCUCUGAUCACCUUUGGAUCACAAAACCGUGGCCAUGGGGAGAAUGGUAGUGUGCUAACGAAAUUUGUCAUUGAUCUGGAUAUGAGGUUCGUAGAUAUUUGGUUGGACUGUGAUCUCUUGAAGUUCUUUGAGGAGGGUGCUUUGCUCAAUGGUAUUCAUCGGUUGAAUGGCAGUAGCCUGAAGUUAUCAGAUGGCUUGGAGGUUGGAGAAUACAUCAUUGGUGACGCAGGAUACCCUCUUCGUCCCUGGCUCCUCACACCUUACGAGUUGGAGAAUGGCCUCUCAGUCUCAGACGCCAAAGUUGAGUUCAACAGAAGACACUCUGCUUCUACAGCUGCUACGCUGAGGGCACUAACAAGGUUGAAAGACACGUGGAAGUGCCUACAGGGAGAAGGGUGGCAUCCAAAUAAUCAACGUGAGAUGAACCGGACAAUCGGCGCGUGCUGCAUAUUGCAUAACAUAGUGAUAGACAUGGAGGAAGGUGGAGGCAUGCUGAGCAAUCAGGAGGAGAAAUACAUGGAGCAAGUACGGCAGUUAGCAGAAGAGGACGCCGUCAGGGUGAGGGAUGCACUGUCCCAGUACAUGAUCAAUUCUGGAGGUGCCGUGAUUGGGCAGCAUUCAAUUAAAUUGUCAAGUGCGUUUCACCAUUGCAGCUGGCCUGGCUCCACUAGAAUGGAGAAGAUCAAGCACAAGUUUGAGAAGAUCCACGGCCUGCCAAACUGCUGUGGUGUUGCACACACAGCUCUGAUCACCUUUGGAUCACAAAACCGUGGCCAUGGGGAGAAUGGUAGUGUGCUAACGAAAUUUGUCAUUGAUCUGGAUAUGAGGUUCGUAGAUAUUUGGUUGGACUGUGAUCUCUUGAAGUUCUUUGAGGAGGGUGCUUUGCUCAAUGGUAUUCAUCGGUUGAAUGGCAGUAGCCUGAAGUUAUCAGAUGGCUUGGAGGUUGGAGAAUACAUCAUUGGUGACGCAGGAUACCCUCUUCGUCCCUGGCUCCUCACACCUUACGAGUUGGAGAAUGGCCUCUCAGUCUCAGACGCCAAAGUUGAGUUCAACAGAAGACACUCUGCUUCUACAGCUGCUACGCUGAGGGCACUAACAAGGUUGAAAGACACGUGGAAGUGCCUACAGGGAGAAGGGUGGCAUCCAAAUAAUCAACGUGAGAUGAACCGGACAAUCGGCGCGUGCUGCAUAUUGCAUAACAUAGUGAUAGACAUGGAGGAAGGUGGAGGCAUGCUGAGCAAUCAGGAGGAGAAAUACAUGGAGCAAGUACGGCAGUUAGCAGAAGAGGACGCCGUCAGGGUGAGGGAUGCACUGUCCCAGUACAUGAUCAAUUCUGGAGUCCACACAACGGCUGCGGAGGAGGAAAAAGAAGCCGCAGUAGUAGUUGCAUGUGCAUCAGGUCCAGGAGAUGAAAACAAGGAACAAACAUCAGACCGAGGAAAUGAGAAGACACAUGAUAAUGGAUCCAAAGGCUGA
This is a messenger RNA of Triticum aestivum (bread wheat), 5265 nucleotides long. RefSeq lists its product as uncharacterized. The transcript has 13 exons. The coding region runs from base 1 to 5265 and encodes 1754 amino acids. The record is from RefSeq and is a predicted model, not a curated record. NCBI's taxonomy places the organism in Eukaryota, Viridiplantae, Streptophyta, Magnoliopsida, Poales, Poaceae.